Molecule: messenger RNA, 224 nt
Organism: Ambispora gerdemannii
Lineage: Eukaryota; Fungi; Glomeromycota; Glomeromycetes; Archaeosporales; Ambisporaceae
Source: the annotation of a GenBank genome assembly
AAUUUACUGCUGAGCGUAUUGUAUUCGAUACUUCAGAGCUUUCGGCGCGUGAUGCGAACUACGUCACCGAAGCACAAAAAUUCUCUUUCGGACAAAGUGCAUGCCAUGCAUUAACAAUGCUUAAUGAUAACUUCACGAAAAUUAGUUUACUUGAAUAUAAUCUUGCAAUCGCACUCGAAUCAAUAAAUCGACUUACGACCAAUCUUGAAGUUCUUCGCGAUUAA